Molecule: messenger RNA, 491 nt
Organism: Cylicocyclus nassatus
Lineage: Eukaryota; Metazoa; Nematoda; Chromadorea; Rhabditida; Strongylidae
Source: the annotation of a GenBank genome assembly
GUCUCGGCUACACGCCGUCGUCCGAGGCCUGAAUGCAGUGACAACGAUCGACGUAUGGUCUUAGCAAGAUGCUUAGGACGCUGUUACGCACAAGUACGAGCCUUGCCGAUAGGUCAACGAUUGGUACUUAUCAUCCAGCCAACUGCUUUAUGAGCAAAACUAGCUGGCAUGCCCGGCUUCGAACGUACCGCGUGUUUAAUAGGCUCAACAAGCAACACUGAUAUCAAAUGUCGUCUUCGUGCAUCGAGAAAUUUGUCCCGUCGUCAUGCGUCUGUCCGCUUCCAUGUUCGUGCAGCCGUGCAAAUGUCGUUGCUGAUAUACUUGGCGUAUCUCCACUGUAUCAUCAAGAAGACGGACACUGCAUUCAACACUCAAUAAGAAGCCUGAUUUGAGCAUCGAAGAAUUCUGUCGGAAAGGACGCAGAAAUCACGAAAAAUAGUAAUUUAUGAUAUCACAAAAACAACAGUUUAUGAUACUGCUUCUCCUCAUUC